Pezoporus flaviventris is the source of this 2517-nucleotide messenger RNA. It is a transcript of the gene TES, whose product is annotated as testin LIM domain protein. Gene Ontology annotation, molecular function: zinc ion binding. NCBI's taxonomy places the organism in Eukaryota, Metazoa, Chordata, Aves, Psittaciformes, Psittacidae. The transcript has 7 exons. The coding region runs from base 26 to 1267 and encodes 413 amino acids. The record is from RefSeq and is a predicted model, not a curated record.
GGACCUGGAGAGCAAGGUGAAAAAGAUGGGCUUGGGCCAUGAGCAAGGAUUUGGUGCCCCCUGCUUAAAAUGCAAGGACAAGUGUGAAGGAUUUGAGCUUCAUUUCUGGAGGAAAAUAUGCCGCAACUGCAAAUGUGGCCAGGAAGAGCAUGAUGUCCUCACGAGCAACGAGGAAGAUCGGAAAGUGGGGAAACUCUUUGAAGAUACAAAGUACACGACCCUUAUUGCAAAGCUGAAGAGCGAUGGCAUUCCCAUGUACAAACGCAAUGUAAUGAUACUGACUAACCCAGUGCCAGCCAAGAAGAACAUAUCCAUCAAUACUGUGACUUACGAGUGGGCUCCUCCUGUUCAGAAUCAGACUCUUGCUAGACAGUAUAUGCAGAUGCUACCAAAGGAGAAGCAGCCUGUUGCUGGCUCAGAAGGCGCGCAGUACAGGAAGAAGCAGUUGGCUAAGCAGCUGCCUGCUCAUGAUCAGGAUCCUUCAAAAUGCCAUGAGCUCUCCCCCAGUGAAGUUAAACAGAUGGAACAGUUUGUGAAGAAAUACAAAAAUGAGGCACUCGGUGUAGGAGAUGUUAAGCUUCCUGGUGAGGUGGAAACAAGAGCUGCUGACAAGAGCAAUUUGAACAAUGGUGACAGAGGUACCUCAGCUGCUGUAGGAGCAAUGGAGGAGAAGUCCCCAGAUCAGAAGACAUCUCAGUAUUCCUGCUAUCGCUGCAAACUGAUCAUGAAAGAAGGUGACCCAGCUGUCUACGCAGAACGUGCUGGAUAUGACAAAUUGUGGCACCCAGCUUGUUUUGUCUGUUGCACCUGCAGUGAACUUCUAGUAGACAUGAUUUAUUUCUGGAAGAAUGGUAAUCUGUACUGCGGAAGACAUUAUUGUGAUAGUGAAAAACCUCGCUGUGCUGGAUGUGAUGAGCUAAUAUUCAGCAAUGAAUAUACACAAGCAGAAGGUCAGAACUGGCAUCUGAAACACUUCUGCUGUUUUGAUUGUGAUUGCGUUUUGGCUGGGGAAAUCUACGUAAUGGUGAAUGACAAGCCAGUCUGCAAGCCCUGCUAUGUGAAAAACCAUGCUGCGAUCUGCCAAGGCUGUCAUAAUGCUAUAGAUCCAGAAGUUCAGCGUGUGACAUACAACAACUUCAACUGGCAUGCUACGCAAGAAUGCUUCUUGUGUUCCUGUUGCAGCAAGUGCCUAAUUGGCCAGAAGUUCAUGCCAGUGGAGGGGAUGGUCUUUUGCUCUGUGGAAUGUAAGAAAAAGAUGAUGUCAUAAGAGAAGACAUGCAUAGAAUCGAGCAUUGCUGCGUUCCAAAGGCUUUUGUAUUUCUACUGUAAAAUAUAUAGUAUCAGGGCAUUUAAAGUUAUUGAAAGUGUUUAAUAGCAUUUUCCCAAAGAUUUUUCUUUUUGAAUGACUAAAACUUGCUAUGUAAUCUUAAUUUCUUAAACAUAAUAAUACUUUCUUUUUUGGAAUAUUGUUCCUGACUCUUAUGUCAAAUGACUUUGUAUCCCAGAAAUGUAAGAAAAAAAAUGCUAUGAACUAUACACACUUUAAGGGAGCUCUUCACCGUGAAGGAUCUUUUUGCUUUAUCUUGUCUAAUGGAAGAAGAAAACGUGAAAAUGCUCCAAUUUUUCUUGUAUUAUAAAAGUAACUCUUCCACUUUUGGUUUCACUAAUUUAUCAUUUUCAUAGUUUCCCUGCUUUCAUCAAGCACUUUAGACAAAAUGAUCAGCUUUACAACCUCAUACAGUUUUGCUUACUAGACUUCAAGUAUGCAGGGAGAAUGUAGCUUAAAAAAAAAGUUCCCUGCAAUUGUUUGCUUGUUGACACAUUAGUUCUGAGGGAUGGUAACCACUGUCACACCUAGUUUGUAAAGUAACUCUGUACCAGCAGAAAACUGCUGAUACAUGUUUCUCUUAUAACUGUUCAUUGAAAAGUUCUUAUUUUACAAAUAUUGGUGUCACUUUACAGAUACUGGGCAGAAGGAGAGAAAAUAUAGGAGGAGGUCUUGCCCAGAUUUAAAAAAAAAUAGGCAAUAAAAUCCACCAAUGUUAGUGUGUGUCACCCUUAUCCUUUCAGAACUGGAUUCUGAUUUGGUUUUUUUGAAUGAAUGUUGUUCUUGUAAAUUGUGCCUUCUGUCAGAGGGACAUGGCUCACAAUAACAUAUGUAUUUCCAAGAAUGUAAUUCUGCAAAAGGAUCGUACUUAAGCUUUUGAUUUGUAAGUUCUUAGUUCUUAACCAAAGCAAAAUGAGUCUUUCAAAGAAGACGUCCAGAACUUGAGUGGAAAAAAUCACAGCUGUGUAUUAGAUUUGUUUACUAGAUAAGCCAAAUGUGUGGUUCUCUUUAAGAGUUACAGAUCUAGGGUGAAACUUGUUAGCUUUGUGCCAAACAGUGAAUGGAGAGUCUUUGGCCUAAAGAGGAAAAAAAAUGAAAUUUUAAAAAAUCUAUGCAAGUUUUAUGUUCAGCUCUUAAGUUUUAUGGUGGCUGUAUUGUAACACAAAUAAAAAUUAGUGGUGUUCACUUGA